AUGAAGGUAGCGGUGAUUCACACUGGGGCAGGGAACAAUUCGAGAAAGAACGAAGGCCAGUAUAAACGACUCUUCAAACGAGUGCUUAGUCAACCGAAUGAAUCAAUUGAGGAUAUCUUGCGGGUUAGUGAACAUUUAGAGAAAAGUGAAUUAACCAAUACUGGAUAUGGAUCGUCAUUAGAUAUUAACGGAGAAGUAUUUUGUGACGCUGGAAUAAUAAGGGUAGACCAAGGCCAGAGAGACGAGUUAUCGGUUCAUAGUAUACGACAUGUAUUCCCUAUACGAGAAACAUGGAAGUUAAUGGAGAAUCUUGAUUUACUUUACUGUGAAGGACUGAAAUUUGAUAAGUUAGGACUUAGUAGACCAAUUUCGCUUGAUUACAAGCUGAAUGACAAGAUCCUCGAGUUAUUGAACAAGGCCAAGCAAGAGGUUAACCCUGAUGACUUGAUACUGCCGAGAGCUCGAUAUAUCUAUGAUUAUUAUAUGAAUAGGCCAGAAGAAGUGAUUGAAGAGAUUCAAGAUACUAUCGGGAUAAUUGAUAUCAACGAUACCCGGAAACUAGUUUUGACAUCAUCAGGAGGUAAUUUUUUCAAGCUUCCAGGCAGAAUAGGGUGUGCAGGGACCCCCCGAUGUGCGAUUGAUUUCAAAUCAAAUGGCAAGUAUACUUUUAGCUGUAUGUGUAGUGGGAACGGAGAGCAAAUCAUACGAUAUGGGUUAUCGAGUUUAGUAAUUGAAAGAAUGAUGCAACUAGAAGGAGACAUUGACUGGUCUGAAGCAUUACAAGGUAUAAUGGAAUCAUGUAAAACAGAACAAGGUAAUAUAUACGUUGGGGUUAUUAUUGUUAUUGAAGAUAUGAAUGAUUGCCAAAACAAUCGAUUAGUUUACUGUCAUACGACGGAAACUUUCCAAUUUGGAAUCAAACGAAUGGUGGAUAAUCAGGCUGAGAUUGAAGUAAUCAUGAGUCGUUUGCAAAAAGGAAGUCUAGUUAGAGGAGAAUAUAAAUUAUAACUACAGCAACAUCUUCUUUUUGAUAUUUUUUUUUU
This is a messenger RNA of Hyphopichia burtonii NRRL Y-1933, 1043 nucleotides long. It is a transcript of the gene FGR10, whose product is annotated as Fgr10p. The transcript has a single exon. The record is from RefSeq and is a predicted model, not a curated record. NCBI's taxonomy places the organism in Eukaryota, Fungi, Ascomycota, Pichiomycetes, Serinales, Debaryomycetaceae. Gene Ontology annotation, biological process: protein maturation. Bases 1 to 1008 code for a protein of 335 amino acids. Gene Ontology annotation, molecular function: threonine-type endopeptidase activity.